UACGGUCCCCAAUGACGCGCACGGAAAGCCAUUGAUGCGGCUUUGUAUCAUGAUGUGCUCAGACGGGAAGGUGAAACGUCCGACAAGUGCCUUCCUAUCUCAUGCAAGGCUGGUACGGUGGGCAGGCUCAUCGCACUACAUAUACUCUUAUCAUUUCCCCUCAUCCCCAGUUAUCGUUCCGUUCAACUCAUUCUCCACUGCCUCGUGCGACUCUCGUGCACUUCUCCACUUCCUCGUGCAUCAUCCCUCUCAUACUACACACGAUGCCUUCUCUCUCUCUGCUCGCCGGCGUGGCGCUUCUCUGUAAGACAUACACCUGGCUUGCAAAUAUCUAUGACGACGCUGUAUACUAACCGUCCACCCCCAGCCGUCGCUACAUCUGCUCAGCACCUAUCACAACAAUGCCCGUCAUCAGACAUCUGCUACCAACUCAACAUCCCCGCCGAAACCGCAAGCUCAGGCUCGGGAGACGUCUUCUUCCAAAUCUCCGGCUCGUCAUCCUACUCAUGGAUCGGCCUGGGCCAAGGAUCCCAGAUGGCCGGCUCCAACAUCUUCAUGGUGUACGCCGACGGCAACGGCAACGUCACCCUCUCCCCUCGCCUCGGCACCGGCGAAGUCGAACCCGAAUACAACACGGCGAUGAACGUGACAUUACUCGAAGGCUCCGGCAUUGCGAAUGGCCGCAUGACGGCGAACGUCAAGUGCAGCAAUUGCAACCAAUGGAACGGCGGGUCGAUGGACUUCUCCGACCAGAGUGCCGAGUGGAUCUGGGCUGCGUUAUCAGGCGAUGCGAUCGAUUCGUCCAGCGUCAGUGAAGGCAUGAAGCAGCACAGCGCUCAUGGAUCCUUCUCGUGGGACAUGGCCAGCGCACAAGGAGGAGCGGCUGCGAAUCCUUUCAUCACUACGGACGGCACGCCAGUCUCGGCUCCUCCAGCCCCGCUCUCUCCUGCCACACAGGGACCUCCAUCUGCCAGCGACGCCAUGGUGCUCGCUCAUGGUGCGAUGGCCGCCAUCGUCUUUGUCGCCCUCUUCCCCAUCGGCGCGAUCGUCAUCCGAAUCCCCGGUCUCAAGCACGCCGUCUGGAUCCACGGCGCGGUCCAAGUCUUCUCAUACACCGUCUUCGUCGUCGCAGCAUGUCUCGGCAUCUAUAUCGCGACUAUCCAGGAACAGCUGACCGCCGCUCACCCCAUCAUCGGCAUGGUGCUGUUGGGCGUUCUAUUUUUCCAACCCUUCUUCGGUCUGGUUCAUCACCGCCUGUUCAAGCCGAAGCAGCAGCGCACUGCCUCUUCAUACGCCCACAUCUGGCUCGGUCGCGCGGCUAUCCCUCUCGGCAUGAUCAACGGCGGCCUGGGACUGCAGCUCGCUGGCCCGUUGAGCACCAGUUCCAUCGCGGCGUACGGCGCGAUCGCAGGCAUCAUGGGUGUCAUCUACAUCGCCGUCGCGAUAUGGGGAGACGUUCGACGGAGAAAGGACCAGCAAAAACUCGCGCAGGAGAAAAUGGAGGGGGCCUGACGACUGUUACAUUCAUGAGGCGUGAACGGUUUGAUUUGGCUUAUACAACUUUGCGAUGGUGUUGGGGAUGGGCAUUACUGUUAGACGACAACACGCCACAGUAGACAGUGUUACUUUGCAUUCGAAAUCUGUUCAACUCUACCCUUAC
Messenger RNA from Neohortaea acidophila, 1660 nucleotides. RefSeq lists its product as uncharacterized. The record is from RefSeq and is a predicted model, not a curated record. Bases 334 to 1512 code for a protein of 392 amino acids. The transcript has a single exon. NCBI's taxonomy places the organism in Eukaryota, Fungi, Ascomycota, Dothideomycetes, Mycosphaerellales, Teratosphaeriaceae.